Messenger RNA from Prunus persica (peach), 513 nucleotides. RefSeq lists its product as uncharacterized. The transcript has 3 exons. NCBI's taxonomy places the organism in Eukaryota, Viridiplantae, Streptophyta, Magnoliopsida, Rosales, Rosaceae. The record is from RefSeq and is a predicted model, not a curated record. Bases 1 to 513 code for a protein of 170 amino acids.
AUGUCAGAACAAGUGAACCACAACACCAUCGAAACUCUUACUGGAUCAAAUUACCAGAAAUGGAAGCAGGAUCUGGAAAUAUCUCUUGGUUUUCUGGAUUAUGACUUUGUUUUAAAAGAGGAUCCUCCUCAAGAGCCUGCUGCAGAUGCCUCUGCAGAAACUAAAACUAAGUUUGCUAAAUGGAAUAAAGCAAAUAAGAUGGCAAUACUAAUUAUGCAGAGGGCUAUGAUAUCAUCAGUCAAAGGUAGCAUUCCAAAAUCAGAAACUGCUAAGAAAUACUAUGAGGCAAUUGCACAAAGGUUUAAGGAAUCUGAAAAAGCAGUCAAGAGCACUUUGUUGAACAGGUUGAUAGACAUGAAGUAUGAUGGACAAGGCUGUGUGAGGGCUCAUAUUCUGAAUAUGAUUGACAUAGGAACCAAAUUGCAGGAACUAGAGAUGACAGUUGAUGAGGACAUGAUGGUGCAUUUUGCCUUAAACUCAUUGCCAAAGGAUUUCAAGAACACAACAUCAUAA